AUGGUCCAGGCUGUUUGUGUUCUCCAAUUCAAAGCUCCAGAUACCAAGUCCGCGCCGCUACUUGUGGCCUGCUUUUUAUCACAGGAGGAUGACAUAAACAAAACCACGGAUCUACAAGAAAACGGUUCGAAAUAUUUGCCAGCGUAUAUACUUCCUGGCCAGGUUAUCAUCUUCAAAAAAUUCCCACUUAACUCCCAUGAGAAAAUUGAUAACGCCGCUUUCGAAAGCGAACUUAGCAAGAAGCUACCUAGGAAUAACGCAGGCACACAACAUGAUGUGAGAAGCAUGCUUGAGAAAAUCUGGAAAGAUGUUCUGGGCAUACAUGCGGCGCAUGAGGAUGACGACUUCUUUGACCUAGGCGCCACAUCUCUGCACAUUGCUCAUUUGACUGUGAAGAUCAGGCAGACCUUGGGGAAGUUUAUCAGCCUACAGAAUCUUUACAAUAAUUCACGUUUUGGGAAAACGGUUCAGUUCAUCGAGUCCGUAAAAGAUGGGGAAGCUACCAAGAAAAUUGCGGUGAUCGAGCGACUGAAGACUGACUCAUGUGUAACUGGUGACAUACUACCCUCAGAUGGUUCUACUUCGACGGCUACUGGGACUGAGGAGGCGCAUAUUUUCUUGACGGGUGCAACGGGCUUCCUUGGGUCAUACUUCCUGAAACACCUCUCUUCCACUGUGGCUAUUGAGUCGCGGAUUAUAUGUUUAAUCAGGUCGAGGAACGACCUCUCCGCAAAUGCACGUUUGCGGGAAGCGUUUAGGAAAUAUGGCCUUUGGGACGGCAAGGUUGAAGAACACAUCAGUGUGGUGGAUGGUGACCUUGCAACGCACCACUUUGGCCUGGCGGAUGAAUAA
Molecule: messenger RNA, 852 nt
Organism: Bipolaris maydis ATCC 48331
Lineage: Eukaryota; Fungi; Ascomycota; Dothideomycetes; Pleosporales; Pleosporaceae
Product: male sterility protein-domain-containing protein
Source: RefSeq, a predicted model, not a curated record